AUGACAGCUCCUUCGAAGCCCAUAGAGCUUUGCCAAUGCGGGCAGCGCCAGGGCGAGCUGCGUUGCUGCGAAUGCAUUGGCGACGACCUCCUUUGCUCAUCCUGCAUUGCCGACGUCCAUCGAAGCCUUCCGCUUCACAGUAUUGAGAAAUGGACGGGCACUCAUUUCGAGCGAGCAACGCUCCGAGACUGCAGCCUUGUUGUUCAGCUUGGCCAUUCACCUGGCCGAAUGUGUGUAUCGCCCAUCCCGGCUCACUCGAAGUUCACUGUUGUCCACACAAAUGGCUCGCAUCUUGUCAAGGUGUUAUACUGUGGCUGCUCUGGCGUCGAACCUCAUAUCCAACUACUCCGAACGCGAUGGUUCCCCGCAUCAUGGCAAUGCCCCCGUACAGCUAUCACUUUCGACUACCUCAACACCUUCCAUCUUUUGUCGCUUACGGCCAAGACGACACUUUGGGAUUACUACCAGGCUACCGAAUUCAAGGCUGAUAACGCUCGUCUACAGCCUGUGAAGCACCACCGUAAUGCGGUUUCGUUUGCAGUUCGAGUAUGGCGCCACUUGAAGUCUUUGCUGCGAGCCGGCAGCGGCUACAUCCCCGAAGGUGCCCAAUCCACGCCGCGUGGCGCCCUUUCCAUCAAAUGCCCAUCGUGUCCGCACCCUGAUAUCAACUUGCCGGCCGACUGGAAGAGCUUGCCGCCGGACGAAAGAUGGAAAUACGCAUUGUUCAUCGCAGUCGACGGAAACUUCAAGCUCAAACUUAAAGAUCGCGGUGUCAAAGACGUGCAAUUUGGGUCAGGGUGGUCGUAUUUCGUUGAGCCGGAGGCGUAUCACAAGCACAUCUCGGAGGCGACACAGCUGGAUGAGAUUCCUCCAUGCGGCAGUCAGCACAAUGCCGUUCAACAGGCUCUCACCCGUGGUAAUUCCAAGACUAUUGCUACCGGCAUUGCCGGCGUUGUUUGCUCGCGCCACGUCAUGAUGCUGCCGAACGGGAUCGGUGAACUCCAGAAGGGGGAACGAUAUGCCAAUAUUGACUUCGUUGUCGCCUCCGCCCUCUCCGUCGUCGGCAAAGAUAUCGAGGUCCUCAACAUGUCGUACGACAUCAUGUGUAUCUACAGCGUCAACAUGCGGUCCCGCUUCGCCUUACUUCCGGCAAUCAUUCUUAUCCCCUGGUUCCUCGUCAUCCGGGCAUUCAUCCCGAAGUUUCACCUUUAUGCGCACGGCGCCUCGUGUCAAACACGCUACUCUUACAACGUCAAUUGCGGUGUCGGCCGCACACACGGCGAAAGUGUUGAGCAAAACUGGGCGUACCUCGCCCUCGCCGCUACAAGUAUCCGCGAGAUGGGACUGGGGCAUUGGAGGCUCGUCCUCGAAGACAUGGUUGGAGGUGCAAACUUCCGGAAGAAGGUCAAUCUCGGCCAUCACUUUACCACCCACUUGCCUGACGCCGUGCAGCUUCGCGACGCCUAUCAAGAGAUCGCCAACAAUUUCACUGCGACGUUUCCAUCUGAAAUCGUAGCGAAAUGGCGUUCCAUGGUAGUCGCGUGGCAGAACGAUCAUUCACAGCCGGAUCCCUUCGCCGAACCGGAGACAGGCAAUAAUUUGGACUCGUUGCGCGAGGAGCUGUUGCGCGAGGAGGCCACCUCCCCAUCGACAUUGCUGCAGGGAUCGGUAACGCCAUCGGAGUUCAUCAGAAUGGGCUUCGUGCUCGAGGACAAGCAACGUGCUAUCCGCCUUCGCGCAACCAGUUCAACCCAACGCACCGCUGCGCAAAGGGUCUCUCUCCAACAGAUGAGAGUGUCACUCAAGCAUAGCCUCGCCAACUACUUCAAGGUGCAGGCCGUGUAUAUGCCGGACUGUCCGGGCGUUCGGGAUACUUUAGACGGCGUUGCUGACGGACCAAUCUCGGACGAGCACCUCGGAGGGGCGCACCCCGAGAAUGCGCGACUUCUCUUGCCUUCCUGCGUCAAAGCAGAGGUCCGUGCCGACAUCUGCCGGUUUGAUGUUGCGAAGGUCGAAUACCGAAUGCGGAUCGCACAGGCUGAAGACGCUCUCACGGAUAUACGCCGACUUCGGCGCGUCUACCAGGGGCUCCGGUCCCGGUUGCGCAAGAAUGUCUUCGGUGUUGGUCAAUCCACCAAUACGCGGUCGCAGGCUAUCAUCAAGGGCUUUUCCGACAAGCUGGAGAACCAAAAGCACAAGUACCGUGCCGCCUUCAAUGCGCUCAAAGCACUUGAUCCGACAGGCAACUGGAGGACAUAUCUACUGGAGCUGAACGAUGCGGAUGUCAGCGGUCCCGGACAGGAUGAGGACGACGAGAUCGAACAACGCGUCCGCCUGCAACAAAAAUACGCGAAAUCCUGGAUCUGGACGACACCUGUUCCAAACGGCCUCCCUCUUUCCUCUUCUGACAUCUCCGAUUUGGAGCUCAACGAGCAAAUUCGCACCGAGUGGGCAAAGACGGAUGCUCGCGCGGCACGAUGGGCUGAAGAAGUCGUUUUGCUUCAGGAAGAAAUGCGACGUACCCUCCAUUGGUUCGAAUGGCAAGCGUCAUGGUGGAAGAUGCAGCCUGCGCGCCGUGGAGACGCACCACCGCAUCUUAGGGCCGGUCUCCAUGCUUACGCACACAAGCAAGCUGCCAUUCUGCGGAAGCAGGCACGGAACUUCGCAGGGCAGUGGAUCCCGAUAAUGCUCGAACAUGGGUUUUCUGCGGAAUGGAUUGGUCGUUAU
This is a messenger RNA of Punctularia strigosozonata HHB-11173 SS5, 2727 nucleotides long. RefSeq lists its product as uncharacterized. The transcript is spliced from 10 exons. The annotation marks the transcript as partial. The record is from RefSeq and is a predicted model, not a curated record. Lineage: Eukaryota; Fungi; Basidiomycota; Agaricomycetes; Corticiales; Punctulariaceae.